AUGAUAAACGUCGAGAUCCGCCUGCGCCGCGCCAUCCGCCUCAACGACCUGGUGCUCGUGCGCCGCAUCGUGCGCUCCAACCCGCACGUCCUGCGCAACCCAGACUUCGAGGACAAGAGCAACACCUCGCUGCACCUGGCCGCCCGCGACGGCUUCACCGACAUUGCUGCCUUCCUCAUCGACGCCGGCCACGAGAACGAUGGCAUCUCGCGCAACACGGACCACGACACGCCGCUGAUGCUCGCCGCCUCCUGCGGGCAGGUCGAGGUGGGCAUCCUGCUGGCCGCGCGCUUCCCGCAGUGCGUGCCCUACAUCAACAACGCCGGCAUGGAUGUUCUCAUGCACGCCUCCAAGAACGGCUCUUCCGCCCUUCUGCCGCACCUGCUCUCUGCGCCCUAUCCGUGCUCUCCUCUCGCCCACGACAACAACGGCAACACCGCCCUCCACCACGCCUCCGCCGCCGGCGAGCUGAAGUGCUUGCGCCUAUUGCUGCAGGCCGGCGCCAGCCCGCACGCACUCAAUGCCUACGCCUGGAACCCUCUGGCAUACUCGCGCACCCAGGCCGCAAAGCUGUACUUCGACGACCUGGUCACCGAGCAGGAGCGCGCACGCUCCGGCGAUCACCAGCAGCCACAGCGAGGCAAAGACGCCCAACAGCAGGCCCAGCAGCAGGCCCAGCAGGCCGCUCGCCGCGAAGCCCUGCGCUCCAACAAGACUGUCCCCGGCGGCAUCAGGCUCGUCCAGCAAGACACGGACCUACCGCCGCCGCCCGCAACUCCCGGCGACCCCAAUGCCAGCUUCCCGCGCAGCUCUCUGGACAGGGGACCUGGUAUGCCACGAUCAUCUUUAGAUAGAGGUCCCGGUGCGGUCCCGCUGCCACGCACGUCUUUGGAUAGAGGGCCCGGCGCUGCCAUGCCGCCCCUGCGAACGUCGUUUGAUAGAGGUCCCGGUGACGCGCCGCGCAGCUCUCUGGACAGGAGCUUUGCCGGGAUGCCAUUGCCGCCGCCGCUCAGAACGGGCGAUUGGAGUCCCGUCGAGAGGAGGAGGCCGAUGACGCCGAAGGGGUCGGCGGGUGGUGGCACGCCCACCAUGGGACAGAGCGAAUGGAGCGCUGCCAGAUACCAUUCAAGAGCGAGAGCGCAGAGCGGAGACUAG
Diplodia corticola is the source of this 1155-nucleotide messenger RNA. Its product is annotated as zinc finger zim17-type. The coding region runs from base 1 to 1155 and encodes 384 amino acids. Gene Ontology annotation, molecular function: protein binding. The transcript has 2 exons. Lineage: Eukaryota; Fungi; Ascomycota; Dothideomycetes; Botryosphaeriales; Botryosphaeriaceae. The record is from RefSeq and is a predicted model, not a curated record.